Molecule: messenger RNA, 4872 nt
Organism: Scatophagus argus
Lineage: Eukaryota; Metazoa; Chordata; Actinopteri; Scatophagidae
Gene: spata13
Product: spermatogenesis associated 13
Exons: 13
Coding region: 543-4346 (1267 amino acids)
Molecular function (GO): protein binding; guanyl-nucleotide exchange factor activity
Source: RefSeq, a predicted model, not a curated record
CAGUAACCUCGAUCCUAACCUCUCCAAGCCCCGCCCCUCGCAAACACUGCAACAAGUGUAUUCAAGAUGCUCGCCAGCCCAGUCCUCCAAGAAAGACCUCCUUUUACUGAAAUCAUCAGCGAAAUUAUGAGCUUUUCUUGAGAAACCGCGGAAGAUAUCGAAUGAGUCAGUAUUCGUCGUGUGCACUUGUUUGACUACAAUCAGGUUUUGCCGGUUGGUGGAAGCGAAAUCAAAAACCGCAGAGCUUGCGCAAUUUAGAAGUUGAUCAGGGGACUCGUGAGCUAGCUCAAGCUGCUAUCCCAGUGUGUUUAAGAAGUCAGCCAGCCAUUUGUCUCAAUAUGUUGCGGGGUAACUAGUUAGCGGGGGCAGGCGCACUUGUCGUGGUGUUUUGUACCCGACAUGUUCUUGCCAGAGGACGAGGAGUGCGAGGCAGCAAACCGUUGGACCUCAAAGAAACCCAGGCUAUUUCACUAUGGCUAAACAACAAAAACAGCUGUUCUGUUGAUGUGAGAAAAAAAGUCGGGAGGAGAACAUCACCGACUAUGAGCAGGGCAGAGCAAAAGGACAGGGUCUUGUCCACAAGUGAAGACCCUCUCGUGUGCCUCCGCAGCUCUAAAGCUGACCCGCUGAUUCGAAGUCGACCCCUCAGUGAUAUAUACCCACUCCACAGUCAUGCUGACAAAAGUGCACUCCCUUAUCUGCUGUCAGAGUGUGGUGCCCAAGUACAGCCGGUGACUGCAGGUCCAGAUGAAAACAGACUGAAUGACAUCAACUCCUCUGCCUGGUCCAACCCUGUUUUAGGUCAACCUGAGGGAAAGCCUUACUCUGCAAAAAUUAUGAAGCUUUUUUCUAACUCAAAGAAGGGCCCUGUACCUGCUCAUAGUGCAACUGCUGACAGUUCCUCCUCAACCAAUAGCAGCAGCAGCAACAGUGGCCCACAGACCUGGUCAGGACUUCCAGGACUGGGUGUUGUGGACUCCUUCAAAAAACUCCGCUCCUCUGUUCUCCAGGGUAUACAGAGCAGAGGGGCCUCCUCCAGCGAUGGAGAGCAUGUCUCUUUAUCGAAUCAGGAAAUGGCUAAUGGCAUCGUUGUGGCCAACAUGAACCCUGGUCUAAAUGAUGCAACCAAUCAUUGUGUUUCUAAUGGAAAUUUUACUGACCCAAAGUUGGCUUUGAUGAGCCAAUGUGGAUCAGAUAUUGAGGACUAUGACUAUGACGAUGAAAAUGAUGAAGGGGAUGGUCUUACGCGCAAUACGCGAUUCUCCAGGAGUAUCAGGAAAGCAUAUGGACCUGGACGCAUCACCUUACUUGACACAGGGAAUGGGAGAUUAACGGGAACAAGCACAAAUGAAGUAAAAGGCAGUCAGAAACCUGAUCUGACAUUCGAGGUGAAUGCCCAAACGGAUAAUGUGAAUGAGAAUACAAAUGUGAAGGUCCUGAGCAGACUGAGCAAAAGUGCAGAAAAUCUUCAUAUAUUUAAGGUACCUUUUAGACGCAAAGCCCCAUCUCCAGGACCUCCUUCACCUAAGGAAGACCCCCAGAGGACUAGCACAUCAAAUGGGACUCCAGGCAUUCAGAGGACAGCCAGUGCCUCCUCAGUGGACCUCCGGGGGCAUGCUGUUAGCCGCAGAAAGAGCCCUGUGAAGACCAAGGGGCCAAUGCUAAAGCUAGUAGGCAGCAUGACAGACCUGACGGUCCGACACAGGAGGAGUCCCUCCCCGAGCCCAACCUCUCCGUCUCUUAUGUCACCCCUGAGCCGCCUCCAUGAUGACUACUCCCGCCGUGUGCCUUGCCAAACAACCAGUGAAAGACAGCGUCGGCCCUCACCCAUUAGAGCUCGGGUCCUGUCUGCGGGACACACCCCUCUGGUUCAUCCACAGCCCGAAUUCCCACAGCAGCACCAGGUCCUCAUCAACCCAAUUUCUGUGGAGCCCCCAGAGAGCGCAGGUCUGAUUUCACCUGGUAUCUCUGCUCAUUAUGAAUCGCUGACUUCAGCCGCAACAAGUGCAGCAGAAAGCGAUUCAUCUCCACUCAGCCAAAAAGAGCCUUCACAACAGCAAGAACAGACUGACGCCAGCGUGCUGCCAAACCAGGCGACAUCAGACCAACAAGGGAAAGAAGCACUUCUCCAAACAGAGGAUGUCUCUCCGACAACCGCCAGCAUCUCUCCUAUCUCUUCAGAGUCACCCACAUCGCCCACAGAUGCAGCCCCGUCUCCUUCCACAGAAAUAUCCCCAAUCAAGCCCAGGCGAAGGAGCGGGCGCCCGAGACCUCGGCCCAUCUCCGACUACGGGCAGCUCAUUUCUAGGAAGCACUUCAUUCCCGAGGAAGUGGCAGAACUGCGUGGUGAAGGAAGGAUAGCAAAUGCGUUAUUGCAUAAAGACUGCAGCGGUGACGACACGUGUGGGGAUGGAGAGAGCCCUGAGAGCUGCAGUGUGAAUGGAGACGUUCAGAGCACCAGACAGCAGCGGCCAGUCUCAGUGAUAGGCGUGGAUCUGUUCUCUCCUGAUGCUGAGGAGAGAGACGACCGCCUUCCUUCUCCCUUGUCGAGGCCGCCCAUCCCCUCCCACGAGGUACCCCCUUACAAAGCAGUGUCAGCCAGGUUUCGCCCCUCCACCUUCUCCCAGAGCACCCCCAUCGGACUGGACCGCGUUGGACGCCGCAAGCUCCACCGAGUGCUCAGCGAUGGUAUGUCUGAGUGCUUGGCAACACUUGAUGACAGCGUGAGUGAGGAGGAGGAGGGGGGCAGCUUUGAUGAGCUCACUGAUGUCACGCCCUACCUCCAGUCGGGGGUGGAGCUCUCCGUGCUCAACGAGUGGAUAAGCUCUGGCCACGCGGUGUAUGCUGAGGCUCUCUGGGACCAUGUGACCAUGGAGGAGCAGGAGCUGGCCUUCAAAGCUGGCGAUGUUAUCCGUGUUCUGGAUGCCUCUCACAAUGACUGGUGGUGGGGCAGGGGGGCUGACAGGGAGGCCUGGUUCCCCUCCAGCUUUGUGAGGGUGCGAGUGAACCAGGAGGACUCGAGUGCAGAAAGCGUGGAGAGUGUAGCAGACCAGGAGGAUCUAACUCCCAGGGACACACACAGCACUCAGCACAAGGAGCAGAUGAGAACCAAUGUGGUUCAGGAAAUCAUGAAUACUGAACGCAUCUACAUCAAGCACCUAAAGGACAUCUGUGAUGGUUACAUUCGUCAGUGCCGUAAACACGCGGACAUGUUCACUGAGCAGCAGUUGAAGACCAUCUUCAGCAACAUAGAGGACCUCUACAGGUUUCAGAGGCAGUUUCUCAAAGACCUGGAGAAGAAGUACAACAAAGACCAACCACAUCUCAGUGAAAUAGGCUCUUGUUUUCUCAUGCAGGGAGAAGGCUUCUCCAUCUACUCAGAUUACUGUAACACUCAUCCAGCAGCUUGUGCUGAGCUGCAGCGCCUCAUGAAGUUGGGCAAAUACAAGCAUUUCUUCGAGGCCUGCCGGCUCCUCCAACAGAUGAUCAACAUUUCCAUCGCAGGUUUCUUGCUCACACCAGUCCAGAAGAUCUGUAAAUACCCCCUGCAGCUGGGAGAAUUGCUCAAAUACACCCCCAAAGACCACAGUGACUAUAGCAGCGUGAGUAAAGCGCAUGAAGCCAUGAAGAAUGUGGCCAGUCUGAUAAAUGAGCGGAAGAGGCGGCUGGAGAGCAUUGACACCAUCGCUCACUGGCAGGUGGCCAUUCUGCACUGGGAGGGGUCCAACGUGCUGGAGCGCAGCUCAGAGCUGAUCCACUCUGGUGAACUGACUCGCAUCGUCCGACAAGGUAAAAUACAGCAGCGCAGCUUCUUUCUGUUUGACCACCAGCUGGUCUUCUGUAAGAAAGACGUCCUGCGCAGAGACUUGCUCCACUACCGUGGACGGCUGGAUAUGGACCAGACCGAGGUGGUGGACGUGCCCGACGGACGGGACUCAGACCUGGGCCUGACCCUGAGGAAUGCUCUGCGUCUGCGCAACGCCUCCACUCUGGAGUUUGUGUGUGUGCUGUGCUGCAGGAAGGCCGAGGACAAGCAGAGGUGGUUACAGGCCUUUGCCAAGGAGAGAUACAGAGUCAAGGAGGACCAAGAAAUGGGAAUGGAGAUCAGUGAAGAGCAAAGAAAACAGGCCAUUGUUAAUGCCAGACGAGCAAAACAGGGGAAGAGUAAAACCAUUGGUUACUCUGGCCCACCACACCACCAAAACCUUCACCCACUUCACCAGCGUCACGUCACCAUUCCAACCAGCGUGCCUCAGCAGCAGGUCUUUUCGCUGGCCGAGCCCCCGAAACGAAAACCUUACCACCUGUUGUACAGCAUCACCCGCAACGCCUUUUUCAGGAAAUGAGGAUUUUGCUCCUGCGUCCUUUUUUUUCCCCCUCCUUAAAGUGUGCAUGUUCACAGCCUGCACAAACCGUCCUGAAGACUCAAAGAACACUUUAUUUUUUUCCUGUGUUUUCAUGCCUGUGAAUGUCAAGUUCUGUUUUUGUGCCUCACGUCUUUCUCAGCGUGUCUGUUUUUGUUUUUGUCGCAUGUUGAAGUUUAGUGCCUACGAUCUGCAAAGGGGCAUGACUAAAGUGUUAAAAUACUGACUCUGUCCAUUUUGUUGCUCUGUUUAAGAUGCUGCUCACUCAAGAGACUCCCACCCCUUUGUCUUAUUAAUUCCAGCUGAAAGAUACUCUUGUAUUGAUUAUGACAACGAUGUGUAUUCUGCUUUUGCAUUGACAAACAUGGUUUUAGUGUAUUUCACAAAGGCUGGACCCUUUUUUUGCUGUGCGUCUGUCAGCUCUGAGCACAAAAGAGCCAGAGGAUAAAUUAACUGAGACCUCCAUCUUCCCUGUUAACACUGUAAAUAAAACUCUUGUACAAACAUA